AGCACCUCUCUUACCGGGACCCGGAAAAACAUGGCCACCCCGAGCCGGCGUAUCCGGAAACUGGCUCGAAGAAGACGGGGAUUGGCCAUCGCUUCCGGAACUUGUGAGCUUUGUUUCGGAGCGGGAGCUCUUCCGAGACGCACUGGGGGCCGGAUGUAGAAUCCUGCUUAUCUGCGAAAUGCAGUUAACACAUCAGCUGGACCUAUUUCCCGAAUGCAGGAUUGUCGAUCCAUUUCAGAUACUUGUGGCAGCAAACAAAGCAGUUCACCUCUACAAACUGGGAAAAAUGAAGACAAGAACUCUAUCUACUGAAAUUAUUUUCAACCUUUCCCCAAAUAACAAUAUUUCAGAGGCUUUGAAAAAAUUUGGUAUCUCAGCAAAUGACACUUCAAUUCUAAUUGUUUACAUUGAAGAGGGAGAAAAACAAAUAAAUCAAGAAUACCUAAUAUCUCAAGUAGAAGGUCAUCAGGUUUCUCUGAAGAAUCUUCCUGAAAUAACGAAUACUACAGAAGUCAAAAAGAGAUGUGGUCUCACUAUGUUGCCCAGAUUGGUCUCAAACUCCCGGACUCAAGUGAUGCUUCUGCUGUGCCUCCCAAAGCGCUGGAAUUACAGGCAUGAGCCACUGAGCCCAGCUGGUUAUUGUUUUUGUUUUUAAAUUUUUUGCCUUGGUGAUUUUAUAUCCAUCAGUUCACCUCCCUCUCCAUACUUACCAUGGCUACUCCAGCUAACCCUUCGCAAGCCUCUGGAUCCUGGUUCUAAGUGUCUUUCACUUCUAGGAACUCAUUUAAUUCUUGCAGCAACCUUAUGAGGUAGAUACUGUUGUUACCCCCAUUUUACACACAAGGCCCAGGGGCAGCUACUGUGCAGAGGCCUGGCGGCUCCAGCUGAGGGUGGUCACUCAGAGGGACACCUCGGCAGAGCUCCCACCCUUCUUCCUGGCAGAGGCCCAAGUGGAAGUGGGGGUGUUCCUCGUGAGAAGAAGAAAGGUUGUGCCAGGGGGACUCUGAGGGUGCACAUGGAGCCUGGGCAAGGAGGGGCAACCAGGGCCACAGCAGGACUGGUGCCCCUGCUCCCAAGAACCCCCAACAACUGUACCCUUGCAGUGCCACUGUGAACCUGCCAUUGCCCCUUGGCCUCCAGAGGGCAAAGAGCCAUGUGUGGGAGGGGGAGUCAGAACGCAACCCCAAGAAGUCAGACCCCAGCUGCUGAGGCAGGUCCGUGGCCCCAGCCUGGGGCCUGCCUCAGCACUCUUCUGAGCACUCUCACCUCAUCCCUGACCCUGUCAGGUUCUUGGGAGGGCUCUGUCUUCCUCCUCCACAUUGACAUUCACCUUGUCCAACACCUGGCCCCCUGGCAGGAUCCUCAUUUCCCAGUCUCCCUUCUUCGGAGGUGCACUGGGCAAGCGGAGCCAGGCCUCUUGGGUCCCCUGGAGUGGAAGGAGGUACAAAAUGGAAUGGGUAAAGUAUAACUGCCACAGGCACUCACCCAGGAAUGUCAGCAAUGAAAGAGAAUGAAUUCCUCUUUCCAGGCAGUAUGGAGUCCCAGGAAGACUCUAAGUUCUGCUACUGAUGGAUGAAUGGGGUGCCUGUAGAGUGUGGAAGGCCUAGGCAUGGGUUCUAAACUCCUUCCCAGCUGCCUGACCCCCAAAGUCCGUCCUCUGGCGGUGGGGAAAUAGAAUUACAAACAAAAUCUAUCCCAGCAAGCCUCUCUGCAGAGGUAGGAGAGGAAGAAAACACUUUCAUCAUUGAAGAGGCAUUAACUCAGAGUGAGAUGUGCAUCACAGGCAAUGAUCCGCUAAGAUGCUGCAAAGGCAGAAGGAAAUCUUAUCGCUAAUCUAGCCAGUGGGUCCAACCCAUUGCUCACUGCACACAUUCUCAAGAAGAGUAAUGCCUGGUCCUCAGAUCAGUGGACUUCUCAGCACCUUUGGCCACACCCGUUUCAUUGGAGAUUCAACCUCAAUUUACCUGACCACCUGCAUUUGCUAAUUACCUUGUUACAAAGGAAAAUAAACUCUUACCUUCACGACAGGAGGUAGAUUUACCACUCACAGCAGAUGUUAGGCCCCUACCAUGCCACAGAGACUGGCAGAUAGGGCCCUGGCUGCUCUGAUGAUGAUGUUUCAAAGACGGGCUCCCAGGUCCUUCGGGAACACAGUCGUGGGUUGCAAAGCUGGCAAGAGGCUUAUUUAGCUGUCAGAAAGCAUUGCAUGCCCCUCAAAGGGGCAGAGGAAGAUUUACAAUGACAAGUUUUCCAAAGAAAAGGCUCUGAGAGAGGACACCGCUUCCCUUGUUUUUAACAGGGAGAAUUAAGCCUCUUCAUUGUCUUUAUUCUUUUUUUUUUGUUCCAAUUGCCCUAACAGUUUCUGAGAGCAGUGUUCCAUGACUCCUCAGUCAGGCCACCAGUUCUUCCGAGCCCAACACAGGGUCUUUGGUGUGAAAAUUUCUGUUUUUCCCUUAUUGCUUAAAAAAAAAAAAAAAAAAAAAAAGCCACUCAGCUUGCUUAGUAUUUUGCAUAAACCUGCAUUUCCCUUCAAGAAAACUUUAGCUCUGAGGAAGUGAGGUGAGAUGUGGUUAAGGCACCUCCCCAGGCUGGGCUGCUGGUUUGCCCCCGCCCCUCAUAUAGGCUUCCCUGGUCACCCCUCACUGUCGCAAAGUAAGACCUGAAUAUGAAAGCUUUCACAUGCAGCCCAGAUCCACGCACCUUUGGGUUUGCACUUCAGGCAUUGUCUGCAGCAAGUGCUCAGUCCAGGCCAGCUUCCAGAAGCUCCAAGACUCAUCCCUUUAUUCAGGAAUUGAAAAUGAACUGGAACUGAAGACUUUUAAACUGGAAGACAUUUCAGAAAUGAUCAAAUUUAAUAGUUCCCAAGCUUUUGGAAUCACAGAGACCUUCGAAGAUCUGAUGUAGAAAGUGAGCCCACAAAUUUGCACACCAUUGCGAGUUUAAGGAGCCCCUGGGUUGCCCGUGAAGCAGCCCUUCACGUUUUAGUUGAGGAGGCUGCAGCUGAGCCCUGUCUCCCAAGGCAGAGGUCUGGGCUUUUAGUGGGAAAAAUAGCACCCACGUCACAGCAGGCAACAGAAGCUGACUGGCUAUGCUAAGUCUGAUUAAGAAAACUCUGGUGAGCGUUUUUGAGAGGCUGCAUUUUAGGGGCUUAGUUUCAGGUUUUCUGUGUGGCCGAUCAGUUCUGUGUUCAAGGCUGGCUGCCAGGAGUGGACUUUAAUUGCUGGGCCUACACAUCAGUGUUGCAGAGAGGCUGACGAACUGCAUCAACAGUCUCUUCCCUCUGUCCCACUGAGGGCAGUCUCAGUGACAGGAGCCUCUGUCCCUGACCCCAAACCGUCCUGUCCUCCACUCUGUGGGCUUCUGAAAGGAACAGAAAGGGCCAAGGCUGAAUCCGCAUCUGCACUUGGGGAAAGGAAUCUCAGCAGAAUCCGGGUGGCCCACAGUUCCCUUAUCCCAUGAGCCACGGGGUUCAGGGUUCAGGAAAACCCAACCAAGCGCCCUGCAUCAUGCUGUGAGGCUGCCCUAAGGCCUGCAAUCCUGAGACCCCCAACCAAUGGAAAGGCCCCCUCUUAGUCAAGGGGACCCCAGGGAAAUCUGAAAAUGAAUUCCUGGCCGUGGUGGAAGGGGAGGUGAGAGACACCUCAUGAAAGCCCUGCGCCUUUGGAGUAUAAAAUAGGCAUCGUUAGAUUAUUCAGAAUGGACUCUGUGACAAUCAGGUACAGAUUAUGAACAAGACCCGAGGCCAUGCAAGGCAAGAAUUAACACACACCCUAGAAACCACAGCGUCUCCUUCAGUGGGUUUAAAUUGACCCAGGAUACUGUGGCUGACGUUCCUACCUGACUCUGGGACAGCAUCACGUGGCAGAGGCAGAUCCUCUCUCUGAACUGAAGCGUUCCUGUGUACCAACUUCACGUCUUCAGACAAAGCUGAACUCUCAACCAAUUGCCAAUCGGAAAAUCUUUGAAUCCACCUAUGACUUGUAACGCCCCCGACUUCAAGAUAUCCCACCUUGUUAGGCCGAGUCAAUGUACACCUUCCAUGGAUUAAUUUAUGAUGUUACUCCAAUUCCUGUCCCCCCACAUGUAGAAAACAACGGCCCCAGCACAUGUUUUCAGGACCUCUUGAGAUCCUCAGGCCAUGGUCACUCAUAUUGGCUCAGAAGAUGCCUCUUACAGAUCAUUUAAGAGUUUGGUGUUUUUGUUAACAAGCCCAACCACAGGCCUUGGCAUACCGUUUGCUCAGCUUGGGAAUUCCCAGACCAGCUACAGGCCCCCGCCUUCUCCCAACCAGCACACUUUUUGUCUCCAUCCACCAUCAGUUCCACCUGUGGUCACCCAGGUGGGCCUCUGCCGGCUGCCGAUCUGCACCUGUUUCCCACCCCUCCUGAUUGCAGGGUGCCCCCUCUGUGGGCAGUGCUCCCUGUCACUCAGCCCCUCAGCCCCUGAGCUCCCUGGGGUUCUCCAUCUCUAUGGGGUGCUGGUGUCCUCGGGCCAGGACUCCUUUAGUAUAACCUGGCUCCUGCUAUGAAAUGUACAGUCCCCAGAAAGUGUGACUGAGUCCCGAUGUAAACCUUCUCUGUCACCUGGAAUGCAGGGCAUAGCCCUCACCUUUGUGCUGGUGGUGAGCAAGGAAGCAGAGAGCUUCAACUGGGUUGGCAAACAGCGGAUGUCCUAUGCAGUGCCAGUCUUGGGAGGAAGCUGACGCCGUGCACAGAAUGGCAGAAAAACACCAGGUCAAACCCACUUUCAGGUCACCCUGUCUGUCUUCCUAGAGUUGGUGGUUUUUUGAGCGAUUAGAUCACCUCUGUUACUUAAGGUAAUUUUAGGUGGCUUUUUGAUACCUGUGAUGUAAAACUCCUGACUGUCAAGUUCAGUCUCCUAACAAAGUUAUUCUGGAUGUGAUGUCUCCACCAUUGUCCUGUUCCCGGAGCCCCAUCAGGUGUGUCCUCCUGGGUGGCAGCCACGCCUCUGAUAUCUUGUGCCUUCAUGCCAAGCCCAGGCCCGGCACACUGCAGAUUCUCAGCCUGUUGGGCUCCCUUGCUCCAGGCUCAUUCCCUGUGACCACAUAGGGGAAUGCACUGGGGAAUGCACUCCCUACUGUGUUACAGCCUAGCUCUUUGACCCUAGGGUUUAUGAUUAUCAAAAAUUAAGGAGCCAACCAAUGAGGGGGCAGCCAGCCUGCUUUCCAGAGAUGGGCGGGCCCUGGACACUAUCUCCUGGAUGCCAGUGAGCGGCUGAGAGCUGAAGCUCCCUGGACGCUCAAGGCUCUUGUGGUGACAGGUGAGGGGACUGGGUGGAAGGACAGUGCUCUGAGCAUGCACCUUCCUUGGGAUCUGGAGGCUGGGCUGUGUUUUGUGCUUGGCUCUUAUGCCCCCUCAGCAACGUAAACAUUUGUUAUCAAGGGGGAAGAAGUCUUUGCUGAAACUUGUGCUUGGACACAGGAUUUCUGUGAUGUAUGGUCCCUGGAGGAGGACUAAAGGGUUGGAUAUGUGGCCUGCCUGCGGUAGGUGCCCCCUCAAUGCACCAAGAAGCUGAGAGAGCCAGGAAAAGGGAACAGAGGGAGGAGUGGGUAGUUCAUCUAUCAAGGCUUUGUAAAAGUUAUUUCAUUCAAUCUUCAAAACAACUCUAGAAGGCAGGUUUUCUUCUCCCCUGUUCUAUAGAUGAAGAAAUGGAGGCUCAGAGAGGUUAAGUGACAUGCCCAAGGUCACACAGCUAGAAAGGGAUGGAGCUAGAUUCCAAUGCAGGUCUUUCUGACCCUACCUUCUCCCAGUGGCAGAGGCCUGCUUCCUCAUGGGCAAAAGCGGAAAGACACACCCUUGAGCAGGUCUCCCUGUUCCUGCAAGGCUGGAAGCCAUGAAGGCACUCACAUGGUUUCCUCUCUCUUCUCCAGGCCUGGUGUAAAGGCAUGCAGGGAGGCCUAGCUCUGUCUCCUGGACUUAGAGAUUUCAGACACAGAAGUCUGUCCAUGGCUGCUUAUCACAUCCGCAAAUACCAAGAGAGCAACCACAAGUGGGUCGUGGGCUUCUUCUCCAGGGGGAUGAAUGAGCAUGCCCUGACCACCUUCCGGCAAUUGCUAAAGCUGCCCUGAGCACUUGUGCUCUUACUUGUGGGGCCCCUCACCCUACUCCUGGUCUCUGGCUUCUGGCUUCUGGCCCUCCUUUUCAGCCUCAGCCUCCUCCCUGCCCUGUGGUUCCUUGCCAAACAUCCCUGGAAGAAGUAUGUAGACAGGACAUUGCACACAGACAUGUCUGGCAUCACCAAAUCCUACCUGAGUGAGCGUGGCUCCUGCUUCUUGGUGGCUGAGUCUGAAGAGAAGGUGGUGGGCAUGGUGGGAGCCCUGCCCGUUGAUGAUCCCACGUUGAGGGAGAAGCUACUUCACCUCUUUAUGGCCUUGGGCACUGUCGUCAGGGGAUAGCAAAAGCCCUGGUCAGGACUGUCCUCCAGUUUGCCUGGGACCGCGGUGAUGGUGAAGUUGUCCUUGGCAUGAAUACGGUGCAGUUUUCUGCCCUGGCUGUCUACCAGAGCAUGGGCUUUGAGGAGACGGGUCAGUCCUAUCUCACCGUGAGCGGCAGGCUAGUGGCUGUUGCUACAGUUCAUUCCAUCUACCGCCUCCCUUCUGCUCAGGCAGGGGGUCUGUGAUAUCUUUGUUUGUGUGUCCGUCAGAAUAGAAUCCACUCUGCUGUAGCAUUAAGCAAUCCCCAACCUUUCAGUGCAUUGACACAAUAAAAGCUUAUUGUCCAUUCUCA
Pongo pygmaeus (Bornean orangutan) is the source of this 6746-nucleotide messenger RNA. It is a transcript of the gene TPRKB, whose product is annotated as TP53RK binding protein. NCBI's taxonomy places the organism in Eukaryota, Metazoa, Chordata, Mammalia, Primates, Hominidae. The record is from RefSeq and is a predicted model, not a curated record. Gene Ontology annotation, cellular component: EKC/KEOPS complex; cytosol; nucleus. Gene Ontology annotation, biological process: tRNA threonylcarbamoyladenosine modification. Bases 179 to 655 code for a protein of 158 amino acids. The transcript has 5 exons.